Molecule: messenger RNA, 4327 nt
Organism: Brassica rapa (field mustard)
Lineage: Eukaryota; Viridiplantae; Streptophyta; Magnoliopsida; Brassicales; Brassicaceae
Product: non-structural maintenance of chromosomes element 4 homolog A
Biological process (GO): DNA repair
Cellular component (GO): Smc5-Smc6 complex; nucleus
Source: RefSeq, a predicted model, not a curated record
GAUUUACCUCUCUUUUUCUUAUAAAUAGAGGUUUCCUCUCUCUUUUUCUACAGAACAAAACCACAGACAAACCGUGGAGAGAUUCGAAAACUGAUACUAGGCUUGGGCGUUCGGGUCUUCGAGUCGGGUUCGGGCCGGUUCCUUUCGGGUCCGGGUCUUUCGGGUCCUAAAUAUUUAGACCCAAUAGGUACUUAGAAAUUUUCGGUUCGGGUUCGGAUCGGUUCUUCUCGGAUCCGGGUUGGUUCGGGUCUAUAAUUAAAAUACCCAUAAAAUACCCAUAAUUUUUCGGGUCCAUAUCGGGUCCGGGUCGGGUUCGGGUACUUAGGAUAUAAAAAAGACAUGAAAUAACCAAUUCUAUCAAAUUUAGUUAAUAUUUAUCAUAUAUAUCUAAAAUUUUACAAAAUAACCUAAAUGAAACUAUUAAUAAUUAACAUAAAACAUUUUUAAACUCUAAAUUUUACAUUUUAAAGCUUUAUAUUACUUAAAAAAUAUUACAAAAUAAUAACAAAUGUUGUUAACAAAAGAUAUUUCAACUAAAUCAUAAAAUAAUAUAUAUAUAAAAUAGAACACAAAAACAUUAUAGUUUUAGAUAUACAUGUUUUUAAGUCGGGUACAAAUCGGUUCUUAUCGGGUAGGAUCUAUUCGGGUCGGUUCUUUCCGGGUCCGGGUCUAUUCGGGUCGGUUCCUUUCGGUUCCAGGUCCAUUCAGGUACAAAAAAAUUAGACUCAAAAGGUACUUAUAAAUUUUCGGUCCGGAUCCGAAUCGAAUAUUUUUAGGUCGGUUCCGGUUCGGCUCUUCGGGUCAAGGUUAAAAUGCCCAAGCCUAACUGAUAUCUUAGCCGUCAAAAUACCUCUCCUCUGUCUCGCCUCUCUCAUUACAAGAAAAUAGCUCUAUUGCAACAUAAAAAUUGCAACGUCCAUUUUCGUUAAUAAUUUGCUACGAUUAUUGCAAUAUUUUUGCAAUAAUGAAUAUUCUUUAUAGUUUCAUUACAAAUUUAUUGCAAAAUAACAACUAUAACAGACGUAUGUUUUUUUUACUAAAUUUCAAAUUUUUACAACAUAAAUAUAUAUAUCCUGAAAAUUUUGCAAAAAACAUUCAACACUUUUCAAUCAUUGCUAAUUUGCAAAAAAAAAAUAAAAAAAAAUGUGUGGCAAAAAUGUGAAAGUGAUUAUACUUUCUUUAUAUAUUUUUAUAGAAAAAAAUAAAUGGCUUUCAUAUAUUAAUUACAACAAAUAUAUAAUAUAUAUUUCUAUUGUAUAUUUAAAUAUGUACACUAUAUUUUUUAAGUUUCAGAUUGUUGAGAUUUGUUAACAGUUUUAUGUUAUGAAUUUUAUUUUGUUUUGGUCUAAUAUGGUAUGGCUUACUUAUUCCUAGUCAAGAAAAAAAAAGGAAAUUAGACAAAAUAAUCAUUUAAAUAUUCGUUCAAAGAUAAUUAUAAAAUAACUAUGCUAUAAACGUAACUUUUAUCUCUUUUUUCCCUUUAAUUCAGAUAAAGAUAGGUAGCUUACAAAAAAAAAAUUCAGAUAAAGAUAGGUCCAAGGUCUUUAUCAUUAAAAAAAGAAUUAAUAAUUUCAAGAAAAAUAAAACUAGAUACAUACCUUCUUCCAAAUCAUUAACGGAAAAAAAUACUUCUCAUCUCUUUAAUUAUCGACAUACCCCAGAAUCUCUUUCUCCACUUUUUGUCGUGAAACAGAGCAUAUUACAGCAGGUUUCAUUAAUAUCACAAUAAUUGUGUUGCUGUUUCCUCCUUGAUUGAACGGCUCGGAAUUCUUACUUGUUGUCAUACGAUUCUGUUCACCUCAGCAGUUGUGGAAUCAAUAAUGAGGAUGAGGAGGAAGGUGAAGCGAGAAUCUGAAGCAACCGGCGAAGGCAAUGGGAGGAGACAUGUCGACGAGUCUGCGAAGAACAAGGGCGUAGAUGACUCCGUCCCAAUCGACGAGCCUCCGACUCAGGAAGAAGACCAGGGAAUUUCUGAUCGGAGGAUUCUCAGAUCUCAGUAUCUCGCUCUUAUUCACAAAAUCAGCCAUUCUAAAGAUGAUUUAACAAGGGUCGAUUCUGACAAAUUCUCCAGAAUUUUCAGUGAAUUUGAGAACCUGCACCAGAAAGUUCAGAAGCCAAGAGAGCAAGUUGCAGAUGCGGAGGCGUUUCUGGAUAUAGCAAACACCAUUAUGUCGUCUGUCAAGUCUCACUCUGCUAAUGGGGUUUCUCCUGCUGACUUUGUUAAUGCUUUGGUCAAUGGAUUUGGUCAGGCUUCUCUAGGGGUUGAUGAAACUUCUCCUGUUUCUAUCAAAUGGAAGGAUCUUGGGCUUGCUGUCUGCUCUACUCUUUUUGUAUCAUCUUUCGGUUGUUCCACUAUGUUGGGACCUAUGAGUACUGAACUGAAGGAAAGGAAAAGGGCAGUCUACAGAAAGCGUACAAAGCCUGGUGAAGGCGUUCGUCCAGAGGAGGUGGAUGAUACACAGUCUGAAGAGAAGACUGAUACAGACAAGAACAUGGCGAUAAUGUUUAACAUCCUACGGCAAAAGAAGCGCGUGAGGCUUGAAAGUUUGAUGCUCAACAGAAGAUCAUUUGCACAGACUGUAGAGAAUUUGUUCGCUCUAUCCUUCUUGGUCAAAGACGGACGAGUAGAGAUCAUUGUUGAUAAGACCGGUUCUCAUUUUGCCUUGCCGAGAAACGCACCUGCUGCAAAUCUGGUGAUGUCAGGGGAGGUCAUCUAUAACCAUUUUGUGUUUAGAUUUGAUUUCAAAGACUGGAAGUUGAUGUCUGAAAUGGUGCCGAUGGGCGAAGAGCUAAUGCCACACAGAGAAAUUGCAAUCGCUUCAUCUUCUUGUCCCUCAGACUUCCCACAAGAUUCUCAGACAACGCCAAUAAGAAAAUUCUCGAGAAACCGAGGUUUGGUUGUACAGGAAGAUACUGUUGUUGAAGAUUCUCCUGACAUCGAGGGGGAUGGAACUCGAAAGAGAUGUAAGCGGAGACUCGCUUGAGAACAUUAGUCUUGUUGUAUUUAGUAUAUAACUAUAUAAGAGUAGUGUGUUAAAAACUCCCGAUGCUGUUUGGUUUUGUGACAUUAACUUAACUACAGUUUUCGUCCGCGCUACACGCGGAAAAUAGGAUUAAAUAUAUUUUGUGUAGUAUUAAAAUUUUUUAAUAAAUUUAUUAUUAUUUAUUGUUAUAUGAAUAUUUAGGUUGAGUUUAUUUUUAUAAUUUUUAUUAAGUUUUAUAAAAUUAUGCGCGGAGAUAGGAUCUCUAGUGAGAAAUGUUUCACCCUUGACAAAAUAUAAGAAAUCAAUUUUAGUGUAUUUUAUAACAUUGUGUAAUUAUUUAUAUUUAAUACCAAUACUAUACAAAGAAAUAAACUUAUAUAUUAAGUUUCAAAUUUUAUUAGUUUAAAUAUAUUAGUCACCUAUUUAUUUUUAUAUAUACUAUUUUGAUGUUUUGACAUAAGUUUAGAAAAAAUGUUUAGCAUUCUCUUUUGAUAGUAUUUUCUAAUAGAAUCAAUGUAUUUCUUUAAUAAUUUUUUGUUUUGUAAUUUUAAAUAGUAUGUGUUUAAAUAGUUUUUAUUUAUUUUAAAACUGAUAUUUACUGUUAAUUUAUUUUUAUUUUUAUAAUAUAACUAAAAUGAAACAUUAUUUUCAAAAAAUGUAAACCACUUUAAUUAUUUAUAUCACAAUUACAAAUAUAGAUAUAUCAAACAUAAAUAAUUAUAUUAUAUAACUAUUUGUGCUUUAUCAAUUAGUUAGAAUAUGUACAUUAUAACAUACAAUUGCGAGUUAGCAUAUGAAAUACUUGGAGCAGAUAUACACAUGUCAGAAUAGGAGGGAGGGAUUCGCUAAAGCUCUAAUUAGGUAUCUCCAAAACAUGUUUGAUCACCAAGAAACACAUCUAAUUAGUAACUCGAAUCGAAGAAAUAUUAAAAGAUCAAACGAAUAAUAACACUAUUAUACAAACAAAGAUUUUGAGAGAUAGAUAUUUUGAGGAGUCCCUACCUUAAUUUCCUAUACAGUCUCUGUUAGCUUUUUCCUUGUUCUCAUCUUCUACGGCUGGUUUUUUCGUGUAAGUUUUUUUCGACUUUUUAUUUUUGUAGACACCAUCCAUGCUUGUAAAUUGUAAGUUAUACGUUUAUAACUUUCACAGUUACCUCGUCACAGUACUUUAGACAGCCAUAGUCCUAUCAGUUAAGGAAAUGGAGAUCGCAUGAAAACAGGGGAUAGUAUAACAUAAAUCUUCUGACAAAAUGUAUCAUUGUCAUCUGGACAUUUACAAAUUUAUAAAUUUUAGCUCUAAUAAAAGAUGAGCAUUCUCCCUUUGUAUAUCCAAAAAAAAAAAA